Messenger RNA from Mytilus californianus (California mussel), 3694 nucleotides. RefSeq lists its product as uncharacterized. Gene Ontology annotation, molecular function: protein binding; GTP binding; zinc ion binding. The record is from RefSeq and is a predicted model, not a curated record. The transcript has 4 exons. The coding region runs from base 181 to 2685 and encodes 834 amino acids. NCBI's taxonomy places the organism in Eukaryota, Metazoa, Mollusca, Bivalvia, Mytilida, Mytilidae.
GAUUAACAUUUAAAACAAUGCACGAAUCGCUUAAGAAUAGAAGUAGAUUUUUAAAAAGAAAGAACAAAAAUGGAUAUUUAAAAUCACAGAUCUAUUAACUAUUUCAAAUGUCGUCGUUGCUAUAUGUUUUCAGAUGAUCUUUAACUUCUUUGUACCAUGUAACCAUACUACCUCACCUAAAUGGAUGAUUAUGAUGACGAAGACUACAACAAAACGCCGACGCCACAGAACGGAGGACUGAAUUUUUUCAGUAGGAACAGUAGCCGCGCUUCGAGUUCAACUCCCGUGAAUAAUCUUUUUAGUAAGACAGCACGUGAGCGUACUGACGCUUCUUCUGCAUCUUCACGUGCAUCUGGAAAAGUUGGUUUUCAAGCGAACGUACCACCACGAGGGACAAACGCACGAGCUACACCAAUCAAUUCGGUAAGACGAUCUGUUAGUCUGCGUACAGGAAGCUCAGCCUCGAAAACAUUGCCCGAAAGAAAAGCAAGCGGACGAAAUAGUGUGAUUGCUAAAACCACGGACGAUAUCAAGAAAAAAAGCACAAACGGAAGAAACAGUGUGUCAAAUAAAUUGGAAUCUGAUAAUUCAAAACUUGUUCUCGAUUCAAACGCUAUAAAAUCAUUGUUUUGUGAACCUUGCCAACAACAGUGUGUAGACGUUAAGGCAGAAUCCUAUUGUAAAAACUGUGAGGAAGCAUUAUGUGAUAGCUGUGCAGGAACGCAUAGAAAUUCUAAAAUAACACGUGAUCACGCCGUUUUAUUGCUAGACGAUAUGUCCAACCCAAGACCAAAAGUUAAAGAUGACCAGUACCCGUCAAAACCAGGAAAGCCUGAGAAGGUUGCUAUUGAAUCCACUACAUGUACUAUAAGCUGGGAGCCGUCUACAGGUCCUGUUGACUGUUAUGAAGUUAGAUAUAAGGUAAAAACGUCUAAAACAUGGUCCAAAGUGCAGACCGAAGGCCCACAGUGCAUAUUUACUGUUCAAAACUUAAAGGGAAGGACGGCUUACAAUUUCCAGGUCCGUGGAAUUUCCGGUUCGAUUGAAGGACCGUUCAGUUAUGUCAGUGAGCCAUAUGAAACCAAGGUUUCGUUGGCAUGGAGAUUGAUGCAGACAGCAAGGAAAGUAGAGGACGGGAGUCCUGCUAAGUAUAAACUAGAAUUAGACGAAAAACUAUCAGCCAGAAACGAAAAGGCAAAGACAAGAAAAUGUGUACUUGGUAACAAACGCCUCGGUGUAACGGUAGGAGAAAAGACUAUCAUGAUGGUGGGCGCCACUGGAGCAGGAAAGACAACUCUUGUCGAUGGCAUGAUUAAUUUUAUCACUGAUGUCGCUUUAGAUGAUGACUUCCGGUUUACCAUGAUAGAUUUGACGUCAGAAGAGAAGAACAAAGAAAGUAAUCAGGCUAUAUCCCAGACGGAGUGGAUAACAUGUUACCAGAUCUGUCACCAGGAAGGAUGUAAGGUACCUUUCAACGUCAACAUUAUCGACACGCCUGGAUUUGGUGACACACGGGGUAUAAAGAGAGACGAGGCUAUCGUUGAACAGAUCCGUAGUUUCUUUACAACCCCUGGAGAGAUUGGAAUCCAAACAUUGGACGCGGUUUGUUUUGUAGUCCAGUCACCUUUAGCUAGACUUUCGCCGUCACAACGUUAUAUAUUUCACUCAAUUUUAUCGAUUUUUGGUAAAGAUAUUGUAGAUAAUAUCUACGUUCUUAUAACAUUUGCAGACGGAAACAUCCCGCCAGUGCUCGCGUCGCUGAAGGAAGCGGAAGUACCGUUUAAAGAACAUUUCUCUUUUAAUAACUCUGCUUUGUUUGUAGAUCCUACCAAGAAUAAAACCGCGCCAAUGUUCUGGGAAAUGGGACAAGAAAGUUUUGAAAUUUUUUUCCGAAACUUACAAACUGUUCAGACAAAAAGUCUACAACUGACGGCAGAAGUCCUUGUCGAAAGACGACAAAUUGAGCUGAAUAUAAAAAGUUUGCAAGAAGAAAUUAAAGUUGGUCUUCAUACAUUACACAGAGUAGAGAUAGAAAAGAAGAUUAUAAAAGAUCACGAAAAAGAUAUUAACGCGAACAAGAAUUUUAUAUUUACUGUUCCUCAAGAAUACUUUGUCAAGGUUAUGUUACCACCAGGCCAACAUACCACGACAUGCCUUCGAUGCAAUCGAACAUGCCAUGACGACUGCACGUACCUUGAUAACGACGAAAAACACAAAUGUUUCGUUUUCAACAAACGUGGUUUCUGCACUAUUUGUAUCGAGCAUUGUUACUGGCGUGAACACGUCAACUGCAAUUAUAUUUAUCAAAUGAGAGUACGUCACGUGACUGGUGAGUUAAAGGAACUGCGACAAAAGUACCAAAUUGCAUCGAAUGAAAAAGAGAAACACGAAAAGUUUGUCAAAGCUGUAACCGUCGAGCUGAAUAAGCAAGCAAAUGAAGUUUGGAAUAAAAUGAAAACGGUGCGAAAAAGUCUUCAGCGCCUUUCUGAAAUUGCUCUCCGUCCUAAUCCCCUUACCGACGUCGAGUAUGUUAAGCUUCUGAUAGAAAACGAGAAGAGGGAAGCAAAACCUGGCUGGCAAACACGAGUACAAAUGCUGGAAGAAUUGAAACAGCGAGCGCAAAUUAUUACUGAAAUGCCGGAAAAGAAAAGUCAGCUAUGGGAAACUGUUAAAGCAAAAGACUAGAGUAUUGUUUGGAACGCACUCAUAGAAACAUAUAUGUCCUUUUUGUACACAAGUUUUGCUGUAUCACAUACUAUUUUUUUGUAUUUAAAAAAAAGAAAAAAUAUUAGUAGUAAUUAAUUUAUUUUAUAUGUUUUAAAUGAAUAUCUACUACAUUGUAAUUAUAGAUUUUUUUAUGGCAAAAUCAAUAUCAAUUACGUUAUACUUAUGAAAUGUGUGAUGUCAAGUCUCAGUGUCAAGUACAUAAAAAUUGUGUAAAAGCAUAUAAGAGAGUCUGGUUUUGGGUUAACAGUGUACUGAAUAAUGGGGAUACAUGCUGAACAAAGGUUAAAAUAAUUACGUACAGAGAAAAGAAGGCCCCUCAAAAUCAUAUAGAGAAUAAUGGGGAGAUAAAAAAUAAAGAAUACAGAAAUGAUGAUCUCCUCCCAACAUCCAGACCCUAUUAUAAUAUUGUGUAUGUUUUAUACCAGUAUUAUUAAAGUUGAUAUGUUAAGGGUUUGCUAUUCUCAUUGAUUAUGUAAUGAUGUUUAAACUUACAUAGCAGAAGAUACUUACCCUUCAACGUACCCGGUCUCCCUUCUCUUAGUACUCAUGUGAUUCCCUCUCUUUGUGUUUUUUAAGCUUGUUUUUUUAUCUCUUAUUUGUCUCUAGUUACAUAAAAUGUACCCGCAUAGUACUCUCUGUUAGUGUUUUUUUUAAACUUUCUUUAUCUACUACUGACAUACCUAAAUGCUGCACUUAUCCCCCUCCCCUCCCCGCACACAACCACACACACAACAAAAAUGCUACCAGUAUAUAUGUCAACAGGAAAAAAUAGCUAUGCAAUCUUUACAUAAAUGGUAUAAGAACUCGUAUUCAGUUAAAUUAAAGACAUAAAAAACGUCCAUUUAAAACUUCAGAAAUCAUAUUUUUCUAAAAUAAACCCAGUUUUUCUUUAUCUCAUUUCAUAGACUAGACUCGAAAUCUUUAAGAACAAAAUAAGUUUUAUUGCAAUAAAGAAGAUUAAAUUAAG